GGCUCGCGCAACCUGUCCAAGGCUGAGGAAGCACUCGCCAAGUUCGCAUCCGACGUGCAUCCCUCCUCUACUGUCGUCCCAACCCUCAUCGACUUGACGGACGAGAAGACGAUCAAAGCCGCCGCGGAGUCCACGGCGAAGAUCUUGAAGGAGAAGGGCGCUGCUGGACUGGAUGCGCUUGUGAACAAUGCCGCCAUACUAGGACAAGGGUCCGAUGCGCUCAUCUAUGCUACGAACGUGGCAGGUACAGUUGCCGUCAAGGAUGCGUUGUACCCUCUUAUGACCGCGACCGGCGGUGCGGUCAUCGUCAACAUCUCAUCGGAGUUGGGAUCCCUCACACUGCACACCAAACGCCCGCCACUGCCCAUCUAUGGCGCGUACAGCGCCAGCAAGUCUGCGCUUAACAGUUUCACGCUCCAGUGGACCAUAGAAGAAGAGCAGCGAAAGUCCGGGAUCAGAGUCGUUUCGAUCUGCCCAGGCUACAACGCAACCAAUAUCAACGGAUAUGGGGGGACCAAAGAUCCCGCGGAUGGCUCGAUGAUCAUCGUCAAAGAGGCCCUGGCAACGGAGGGAGAAAGUGGUCGUUUCUACAACGAGGAGGGGCCGAUCGGCUGGUGACCCAGGGUGAAAGGCCAUAAUUUUCUAGUCAUUCAGCCACUUCGUAAUCACUUGCUCGUCCUUUCACUAGCUGAAGAUAUAAACCCUUUCCCUUUA
Molecule: messenger RNA, 714 nt
Organism: Mycena citricolor
Lineage: Eukaryota; Fungi; Basidiomycota; Agaricomycetes; Agaricales; Mycenaceae
Source: the annotation of a GenBank genome assembly